Pogona vitticeps (central bearded dragon) is the source of this 1380-nucleotide messenger RNA. RefSeq names its product Protein FAM169B (gene FAM169B). Lineage: Eukaryota; Metazoa; Chordata; Lepidosauria; Squamata; Agamidae. The record is from RefSeq and is a predicted model, not a curated record.
UCCGCCUCCGCGGUUCAUCUUUACCCAGUGGAUAUUAAAUAUGAAAAGCCGGAAGUUCUAGAAGCAGCAGCUCAUGUGUAUUAUACAAAGCUAUUAGAGGAAUCGUCGUCAGAGGCCGAGUUCCUCUGUAUUCCAGGAAAAGAGAAUAUUAAACUUGAAGCUUCCUUGAUGUCUUUCGUCCCUCUGUACAGAGAAGACAGUGAGCGUAAGCUUCUGGUUUUAACUGAUCCACAGGAAAAGAAUAAAGUUUUAUCGGUUUAUUUGGACAGUUCCUGGUGGCUUAUUGAAGAUGUAGUGAAGACUGCCGAUCCUUCCCGGGAGAGUCUGAUGCAGGUCCAGACAUAUGCAGAAAGAAUUGUCCUCUUUGUCCUUAACUGCAUCAUUUUUGGAAUCCUGGAGAGGAAUUCUACUUGUGAUGCGCUAUUUGUACCUCAUUCGAAGGAGGAGCAUGCCAAAAUAUUCUGGAAAAAGGGAGAGGCGGCGGCCUUUUACACCGUCAAACCUAAAGGAAGCCUGUGUGAUGGGCACACCGGCCAGUCCUACUUGCUCCCUGUUUUGGACACCAUGUUUGUUCAAAAGAAGUUUAGAAGACGUGGUCUUGGUAUGAAAAUGCUCUAUGAUUUUUGCCAGAUGUUUGCAACAGAGGAUGCGUUGGGACUCAGCUUCCCUGUUUCUCCCAACAUGUACCGAGUUUGUCAAAAGUUCUUGGAGACCUAUCCAGAAGAACAGUCUCGACUCUGGGAAGUGGAAGCACCAGGGGACUGGAAUCAGCGUGUUAAUAUCUGGCUAAAGAUCCAGCUGGACCAAAGCCGUCCAAAAAAGGUGGGCUUGAGCAGUCAUAUAGAGAAAUUUCAAGAUGAUGAACCCGGGCAAUCAGAUGAAGGGAAGAUGAAUCAGAGAUCUGGUCAUCUUCGUAACAAGAAGACUUCAGAAGAUGAGGCAAAAGAAUUCAGCCAUGGGCCAGAAGAGACGGUCAACCCAGACCCUCAUUGGGAAGAACGUGACAUCCAGGGUACUGCCAAUGUGCAGCAAGAUCCGAGAGUGAAAAAAAGACAGAGUUCUGGAGAAGCCCCUGAAGCUCCGAAGCACUUCAAAGCAAUGCCCUGAGAUUUAGGCAUGGCAAAGUCAAAAUAAGGACAAGGUGUGAUGUGGCAUAAUAAGCUUUGAGCAUCAAAAUCUUCCCUUAGUCAUGGACUUGGGUGCCCCACAAUUCUCUAAGCUUUGUGACUGCAAGGUGGGCAUCAUCUCCAUGUCCUACAUUGCUUGGCCGUCAUACGGAUUAAUUUACAUGAAGCACUUUGCAUGUUCCGUGCAUUGCGGAGAUGUCGAAAUAGGACUGUCCAGCACUUUUCAAAUAACUGAAGUAAAUUGUUGUUAUCA